This is a messenger RNA of Talaromyces rugulosus, 804 nucleotides long. RefSeq lists its product as uncharacterized. The coding region runs from base 1 to 804 and encodes 267 amino acids. Gene Ontology annotation, biological process: autophagy; peptidyl-serine phosphorylation. NCBI's taxonomy places the organism in Eukaryota, Fungi, Ascomycota, Eurotiomycetes, Eurotiales, Trichocomaceae. The record is from RefSeq and is a predicted model, not a curated record. Gene Ontology annotation, cellular component: cytoplasm. The transcript has a single exon. Gene Ontology annotation, molecular function: protein serine/threonine kinase activity; ATP binding.
AUGGACGUGAUUCAGUUUUCUGAAUAUUUUGGAGAUGAAAAUGACGACGUUGCAUUUCAAUAUACGCAAGUCAUAUUUCAACACGACAAUCAAAUUUAUCACGGCCUUUCAAAGAAGAGAUAUGGCUCGAAGUUGGACAUCAAUGAUCACGACUUGUACGACACGACUCGCAUUCCCGUCGAAGAACUCAAGCCAAAAUUUGAAAAUACGUUUACUAAGGCAUGCGACUAUUCGGAACCUGUUCAGUGGUAUAUCAAGCGCCAGUGCUUAUCGCAUUACGAUCCACAACACCCGGAUCGACUCAAAUACCAGACACUUCAGGAAGUUAAAAUGUGUGAAAUCCUCAGGGCGAACCCCCACCCGAACAUUGCUGUAUAUCAUGGCUGCGAAGUAAUGGACGGGCAAAUAAGGGGUCUUUGUUUUACAAAGUACAGCCAAACCCUGAUGGAAAAAGUAAAUGGAGCAAAGUACAACAAACAAUCUUUUGCUUUGAAAACGGUUGGCAACAUCCCAGCUGAAGCCAAUCAAUGGCUCGAUGAUAUUGGAUGCGGAAUUCGACACCUUCACUCGCUUGGAUUGAUCCAUAACGACAUCAACCCCUCUAAUAUCAUGUUCGAUGGAGAUCAUCCAGUGAUCAUCGAUUUUGGCUCUUGUACGCCAGACGGACACAAUCUAAACGAGAUUGGGCGGACGUACGAAUGGCACGAUGGAAAAAUCAUGGAGGCCAAGCGGAGUAACGAUUUGGAUGCCCUGGAAGAGAUAAGACUAUGGCUAAAGGGAGACGUUGACAGCUUCAAGCAUUAA